AUGCAGGCGGAUUCCGAUGGCAGUGGCGACUUGGAUUUCGAGGAGUUUAUGAUCAUUGUGGCACAAGUGAUAGCCAUCACUCCAAACCCUUCUCCUGAGGAGUAUGAGCGUGAUAUGAAGGAGUUGUUUGAAGCCAUCGAUCGAUUUAGGAGCCUGGUCAAAGUUCAGACGCAGCUCGGAGUCGAUGGCAGUGGCUUCAUCAGUUCUAGAGAAUUGAUUCAGGCGUUAAGUACCAAGGGCCCUGAGCCCAUGGAGCCCGAUGAGGUGAGAAAAGUGCUGGGUCGCAUCGACAAAGAUGGAGAUGGGAAGAUGAACUUCAAGGAGUUCUGCAAGAUCAUGGACGGCUGA
Messenger RNA from Durusdinium trenchii, 348 nucleotides. Lineage: Eukaryota; Dinophyceae; Suessiales; Symbiodiniaceae. The record is from the annotation of a GenBank genome assembly.